AUGAAGCUCCAGGUCCUCUGCAGGUUGCAAUUGCUCGCCGGCCUCCUUUCCCUCAGUGAUGCUGCACCCGCUCGUAGGGAUGGCAGCUCAGGAAGCAAUCCUGGCUUGAGAGGAUCUGCGUCACUAGCGGGAUACUCAGCUACUGAAAAGGUGGCAAGUGGGUCCAAGCCUGACAUCAAGUACAGUCUUCUUCCCGGGCAGAAGGAAGAUCCCGAUAUCGGCUCCUAUCUGGAUUUUGAGAAUGUCAAGAACCCUCAGCCGAUCCGAGGCGAUACUGGAUCCGAUGAUCCUGGCCCCCGGAACUAUUAUUAUGAUCGGAUCAAUAGCGAUAAGCUAGCACCUCCCGGUACAGAUCAUGGCGCAACGAUCAAUGCACAGUGGCCUCUAGGACUCAGUCACAAUAGAUUGGGAAUUGAUAAUGCAGGUUGGGCUCGCCAGGAGAACACUGUUGUGAUGCCUGACGCCACUGAGAUGGCUGGUGUUGACAUGCGACUCGAGCCUGCAGCCUAUCGUGAGCUGCACUGGCACGUCGCCUCUGAGUGGUCUUUGGUGCUGAACGGCUCUUGUCGGAUCCAAGCUAUCAACGAGAACGGAGAGACAUUUGUGGACGACCUGCAGGCGGGUGAUGUAUGGUUUUUCCCACCUGGUAUUCCUCACUCCAUCCAAGCGCUCGAUGAGGGCGUCGAGUUCCUUUUGGUAUUUGACCAGGGUGAUUUCAGCGAAGACAACACUUUCCUCGCCACGGAAGUCUUUCUUCACAGUCCAAAAGAAGUUUUGGCAAAAGAUCUUGGCGUUCCCGUCUCGGCGUUCGACAAAAUUCCAGACGAUGAACUCUACAUUUUCAAGGGAACUCCGGCCCCGAAGGACAUCGAAGAGCAGAAUGUCACAACAGCGGCUGGCCCUGUCCCCCGCACGGAAAGUUAUUCCUACCACUUUUCGGAGCAGCCCGCUCACGAAGUUGCUGGGGGGUCCGUCAAGAUCGUGGACCCGCUCACUUUCCCUGUGGCUAGCAAUGUCUCUGCAGCGGUCGUCACGGUAAAUCCAGGUGGUAUGCGCGAGAUCCAUUGGCACCCAACCAGCGAUGAGUGGACCUUUUUCAUCAAGGGCCAGGGUCGUGCCACAUUGUUUACUGCUCCCAAUGCGGCGACGACUUUUGACUACCGAGCUGGCGAUGUAGGGUACUUCCCAAAGUCGAACAGUCACUAUAUCGAGAACACUGGCGACGAGGAACUGAUGUUCGUGGAGGUGCUUCAGGCGCCGCAAUUUACAGAUAUCGCGCUCGGCCAGUGGAUUGCGUCUACCCCAAGGCAGAUUAUCAAAGAUACUUUGAACCUCAGCGACAGCACUCUGAGUCAGCUCAAGACUGAGAAGCAGUAUGUUGUUGCGGGAACCAAUAAUGACUAA
Molecule: messenger RNA, 1404 nt
Organism: Penicillium canariense
Lineage: Eukaryota; Fungi; Ascomycota; Eurotiomycetes; Eurotiales; Aspergillaceae
Product: putative oxalate decarboxylase
Exons: 8
Coding region: 1-1404 (467 amino acids)
Biological process (GO): oxalate metabolic process
Source: RefSeq, a predicted model, not a curated record